Molecule: messenger RNA, 2861 nt
Organism: Osmerus eperlanus (European smelt)
Lineage: Eukaryota; Metazoa; Chordata; Actinopteri; Osmeriformes; Osmeridae
Gene: fbxl5
Product: F-box and leucine-rich repeat protein 5
Exons: 12
Coding region: 72-2183 (703 amino acids)
Biological process (GO): intracellular iron ion homeostasis
Cellular component (GO): cytoplasm
Molecular function (GO): protein binding
Source: RefSeq, a predicted model, not a curated record
ACGUGACGGAUUUCUGCCUUCACGCAAUCCACGUAAGUCUGACCCAGGUUGUUUGAGUUUCUCAUGGAGUAAUGAUGGCACCUUAUCCAGAAGAGGUGGAUGUAUUUACUGGCCCACACUGGCGAAUGAAACAGUUGGUGGGUCUUUACUGCGAGAAGCUGUCGCAGACCAACUUCUCCAACAACAAUGACUUCCGCUCAUUCCUCCAGUCGCUCUGUGCCACCUUCAAGGAGUUCAAGAUGCAUGAGCAGAUCGAGAAUGAGUACAUCAUCGGGUUGCUUCAGCAACGCAGCUGCACUGUGUACAACGUACACUCUGACAACAAGCUCUCGGAAAUGUUGUCCCUAUUUGAGAAGGGGCUCCGCAGUGUAAAGAGUGAGCACGAGCAGCUGAACUAUGCCCGGCAGCUGAAGGAGAGGCUGGAGGCCUUUACACAAGACUUCCUGCCUCACAUGAAGGAGGAGGAGGAGGUGUUCCAGCCCAUGCUGAUGCAGUACUUCUCCUACGAGGAGCUGAAGGACAUCAAGAAGCAGGUGAUCGCCCAGCACUGCAGCCCGCAGCGCUGCGACUCUGCGGCCGAGGUGCUGAAAGGCCUCAGCUUGUGGAGCCAGGCGGAGGAGCUGCACAAGGCCUUCAAAUACUCCGACCACGAGAAGACGGACGAUGAGCUGGAACACGGCGCGUCGUCCACUCACGUGUCGGCGCUGCCCUCCGAGGUGCUGCUGGCGCUGUUCCGCUACCUGGGGCCUGACGACCUGUGCCGCUGCAGCCUGGUGUGCAGGACGUGGUGGGAGCUGACCAGGACGGGCUUCCUGUGGAGACACCUGUACCCUGUACGCUGGACCAGAGGAGACUGCUACCGGGGCCCCCCGGCAGGGCUGGACAUGGAGCCGGACGAGGAGUGGGUGAAGAGCCUGCAGGACGAGGGGCGAGCCUAUCAGGAGCGGGACGAGGACGCAGACGUGGACGAGUCUGAUGAGUCCUACGAGGACUCCCUGGCGAUCCGAGCGGCCCAGCGGGAGAAGCAGCUGCUGAACGGGAUGAUCCAGAACAUUCUCCCGGCCGUGGGGCCCUCUGUCAGGACUGUCGUCCUGGCCUACAGCUCCACCGUCUCCAGCAAGAUGGUGCGUCAGAUCCUCAGUCUCUGUCCAAACCUCACCCACCUGGACCUCACCCAGACGGACGUCUCAGACUCAGCCUUCGACAGCUGGUCCUCCCUGGGGGCGUGUCGGUCUCUGGAGCACCUCGACCUAUCAGGCUGUGAGAAGAUCACUGACCACGCCCUGAAGAAGCUGUCAGUGGGGCUGGGGGACCUGUCUCUUCCUUCGCCCUUCAAGAACCACUCCGACCGGCGCGCCAAGCUCCUCAAGGCCCCCCCUGCCCCCCUCCGCCUGCUUGAUGGGCGGGGCCAGGAUCCAGCUGGGCAGGGCUUGUGCCCGGAUGGGCGUGGCCUAAGUCCGGCUGGGCGGGGCCGAGCGGCGCUGAUCUUCAAGGGGCGUAGGGGCGCCCCCUCCCCCCCCACCCAGGUCUGGCUCCUGGACGCGGCGGAAAUGGCCGACAUUGAGGACGCCGCAGAGUGGAGCCGGCGAGGGAUGUCUGUCUCCGAGGGGCGGGGCUUCUCGGAGACGCCACCGGGGGGAGGGGCCUGCUGCUGCAAAAGCAGCAAGAGGCGGAGCCUCAGGACUGGUUAUGGCGCCCCCCUGUGGCCUGGUCAGCGCGGCCAGCUGUCCAGCUGCGGUCACUCAACAUGUUGCUCUGACACGGCCCUUAGGACUGGUGCCGGGCCGCAGUGUCAGUCCCCUGUCAUGGGGGGCAGCGGCGAGCUUCGGACUAAACGCUCCGCCGAGGAGCCGCAGGGCCCAGAGCCUGCUCCCAGGACUAAUCAAUCAGGAGGGAGACGUUCUCUGAGGUUCCUGAGCCUGUCGGGUUGCUAUCAGGUCACAGACCAGGGCCUCAGGGCUCUGUCCCAGCGCGGUGGCCUGCCUCUCCUGGAGCACCUGAACCUGUCAGGCUGUCUCCUGGUCACCGAGAGCGGCCUGCAGGACCUCGUGUCUGCCUGCCCCGCCCUCAACGACGAACACUUCUACUACUGCGACAACAUCCAAGGUCCCCAUGCGGACACGGCCAGUGGAUGCCAGAACCUGCAGUGUGGAUUCAGGGCGUGCUGUCGCUCUGGAGAGUAACCUCCCCUCAACCCCUUCCUCUCACCUCCCUCCCCUCACCUCCCUCCCCUCAACCCCUUCCCCCUUCCCAUCACCUCCCUCCCUUCAACACCUUCCUCUCAACCCCUUUCUCUCACCUCCCUCCCAUCCCUUCAACCCCUUCCUCUCACCUCCCUCCCUCUCCCCCUCUCCCAUUACCCUUGACCUCCAUCCCUCACCCCCCUCCACUCCCCUAACCCCUCAAUGCAGUCUCACCUCCUCCCUCAUUCCUCCUCCCUCACCAUUGUUUUUCAUUGCACUUUAAUAUUGGAAUAGUAUUUGCUGUAUUUUGUGUCACCCCUAUAAAAACUGUUAUUUUGAUGAAACUGUAACACAAGAUAAUGUUGGCUUUGUGUUGGGGGAAUUUACGUAUCUUGGAACCCUUAGAAAAGGAAGACAUAUAAAUGGUGGUGUUUGAUGAAGUAUCUGCCAAUGUAAAAUGUUUGCGUUUUUUGAUCUGGAAAUGUUUUUUGCUUUCAAGUGUUUCAGGACAGCUAACGUGAGCAGCGAGUACUCGCACGAUCCUCUAGUGAGUUUAACCAUGUGUCUGGCGACUGCAGUCUCCUGUCCUCCUCUGCUACGGUGUCUUAACCCAUUAUUGAUAUCUGACGUUUUAAAGUUAAAUGAUUAACUGAUUAAAGUAGCAGCAAUAGAUCCGGA